GGGGGUUUUCUUUUCCGGUCAUAAUCGUGCUCUCUGUUGCCAGAACUCUUGUCCACUCUCGGGGGACCCACUGUGCUCCAGUUUACCGCUCAGCUCAUUCAUGGUUUCGGAUCGUUUGUCCUCGUCGUAUCUUGUGGAUGCGGUGGUGAGCGAGCGAUAGUACCUCGGCGGUGUGUUCGCUUUUUUGAGUUUAGUUAGCAUCGAGAGCUCGCGUCGAGUGGUCGUCCGUCGUAGAGUUACCGUGCGUUUCCACUCUUUCGGAUCGGGGGUCUUGUAUAAUAGUGCGCGCACGCUGCUGUUGUGUCUGCAGAUCAUUCUAUGGGUUCUAAAAGACUCACUAGGCGGAGUACAUAUUGCUGCAGAAUACAGCUGGGGUUCGCAUUUGGGGCUGUACGAUUGUAGCCGCGCACCGUGGAAUUCAUGCCUGGCUAUCGACGAUUUUGUUUUUUUCGGCGGUGGGGAAUUCAGAAUUCACAAGUGUAUGGAAAUUAAAUUAGGCCCCAAAAUAAUACAUAAUGUAGCUCGUUGUCGUUGACUGUAAUGUAGCUCUGUCGCUCUAAUUGGAUUCGAACCGUUGAGUCUAUUCUGUGUGAAAGUGAAACCGAAUCAAAACAAAAUUGAUCUGCAGAUUAUAGGUGCGCUAUAAUACUCACCGUUGGUUGGCAGAAAGUCGUGGGAAACAUCGUAAAACUUACGAAUGAUGGAAGUGUACUGAAAGCUAGUGGAUUGAAUAGUACAGUAUAAGAUGUUUUGCGUUACCGGCAUCGAUCGUCGCCGUGAAUAGCGUCUUGGAUUUACGUUUGACCUUGUGAUGCUGAUAAAAAUAUACAAAAAUUGUCAACGACAAAAUAUAUCUGUGCGGAGUGGAAAGUAUUGAACGCAGAGUAGGUACCACAGCGAGGAAAGAAAUUUAAAGUGUUGAUCGUACGCUUCACGUAGGAGUGGUAUUGUGAGGCCAGAUUUAAUCCAAGAGGGUGAUGAUGGGGAUAAGUGGCAGUGAAGAAGCUUGUGUCUUCUACAAUUAAUAAAAAAAAAUGUUUGCAUUGGUGCUGGCAUGAGAGGAAGAUUUUUUUUUACGAAAAAAUGCGAAAGUAAAACUGACUAUUACCUUGAAAAGUGAUUGUGGUGUACUUGCUGUGCUCAAGUAAAGUAAAAAUCGAUGCGAGAUUUUAAGCGUGCAAUCAGUAUCGAUCUGGGAUAUUAGCGAUUAAUGAUAUAAUAAGCGUAGAUCUAUUCAAAUUAAACCAAUUCAAAAUGAAGCCACCGUUGUUGCGACGGACGACGCUCUGCACGUCUAUACUGCUAGUAUCGCUAGCGAUUAGCCAAGUACACUCAUAUCUGCCGGAAAUGACAAGUCUGACAUCGGAGCAAGUCGAGUACGAGUGUUUCCCGACACACAUGAAAGAGAAUCAGCUGCCUCGGUUUGCCUCUCGCAACCAAAACGACUCGAUAGCGAUCCAAGUCAGUCGGCGUUACACCCACCAGAUCAUCUCGCGCAUCUAUGGCAUCUUUCUGCGGGAGAUCCUCGGCUACCGCAACGUGAAACUGGUUGACCUGUACGAGCGAAUGCACGACAUCGAACGGGAACGGCUGUUUGUCACGCUGGAAAACCUUGUCUCAGAUGGCAUCAAUUGGCCGGAACCGACCAUCGACUUGGAAGUGUGGAUGCUGUCCGACUAUCACAUCAUUCCGCCGGAAAUUGAAGAAGCCGGCUCGAUAACGCACCCGGGACGAUUCGGCCUGUUUAUUCCGAAGCCGUUGAUCCGGAAGGAGGAUGUGUUUCCGAAGCUGUACCCAUACACUAUGUUUCAGGAAGAUCUGAACAACCCCAAAUAUUACGAAUUGAUCAAAAAAUUUGAUGUUUCGGAUGGAGUGCUGGAAGUGCUGAAGAGUUGGGCUGAGAGGAGUUGUAAAAAUGAAAAUAAAUGCAACCGGGAUGGGAUGUACAUACCGGAACAGUGUAAGGAUGGCAGGAAAUGUGCUCUAGUGCUGGCGCCUCAUUAUGAGGAUACCAAAUUCAUUAUCAAACAUAUCGAGGAGUUAAAGUUUCAGCUGAAGGUCAUCUGGUUGGGAGGGAAAAUUAAGCUUGGCAUUAAACAUCUGAUGAGCGUGUACGGUACCGAUAGGAAGAGUUCAAAAAAGUUCCUCGUGUUACAUUGGACUCCGUCGGAGGUAAUCGAUAGCAAAACGAUGGAAUAUGUCCCGGUGACAAUGCCGCGAUGCGAAGACAUCAUCGUUAGUAACAACACCGGCUGCAAGUACGAGCUAACGCCACUGCUUAAAUACCAUGCCCACGAAUUUGAGUCGUCGCAGCACGCACUUCAGUCGCUACUCAGAGUGUAUUUCGACACGUCUGGCAUACAGGCGCUAAUCGAUUUGUAUGACAAGUACGAACCGCAGAUUCUGCGGGCACGCGACGAGACUAAUUUGGAAUAUGACGAACAUGCUGUGUCGAGGUACUACAACCAGAUAGCUUGUGAAUGGUUGAAAACCAACGAACCGGCCUGGCACAAGUGGAAACCCAAAGGGGAGGAGAAGGAGGAGAUUUACAUUGGCGGAAUAUUCCCUCUGUCGGGACUGGGGCGAGCGUAUUUGGGAAUAAUGCCCGCGGCAAUUAUGGCUCAGCAAGCGAUUAAUAGCAACGGCACCAUCCUUCCCAACCACAAACUAAUCAUACUAAAGAGCGAUGGUCAAUGUCGUGCGGACAAAGUUAUGAAAAAUUUCAUCAAUUACUACAUAAUGCAAGAGCGAAUGAUUGGCGUCCUGGGACCGGCUUGUAGCGAUACGGUUGAACCGAUUGCAGGCGUGUCCAAGCAUUUCCGAAUGGCUGUGAUAUCCUACUCGGCUGAGGGUGCGUUCCUGUCUGAUCGGGAUACGUAUCCGUACUUUUUCCGAACGAUUGGUGAGAACCGUCAAUACGAGCACGUGUACGUUCGGUUGCUACAUCAGCUUAACUGGAACCGGGUGGCAGCUCUGACCGAGGAUGGUCAAAAGUCCACCGAAUACAUUUCUCACAUGGAGUCGAUGCUGAAGGAGAACCACAUCGAGCUGAUUUCGAAUAAGAAAUUUCCUCGAGAUCGAGGAGAUACUGAAAUGCAUCAGUAUCUUCUGGACCUGAAAACGAAAAAUGCACGAAUCAUCAUCGCCGACGUCGAUGACAAAGUGGCCCAAGUCAUCAUGUGCGAAGCUUACAGACUCGAGAUGACGGCAGAAAACGGAUACGUCUGGUUCCUACCGGUAUGGCUCACAAACCUGUGGAACCUCAGCAACGACAGCCCGAUCCGUUCGAUGGUACGCUGCACCCGGCAGGAAAUGCUCAAGGCCAUCAACGGUCACUUCUCGUUGGCGCAUGCUCCCUUUGCCGACAGCCACCGGACGCUGGAUACGAUCGAGGGCACCGUCGGCAAGUGGAGAUCCGACUAUCGGGACACGCUGCGUAAGCACAGCUACAUGGAGUCGGAUUACGCGGGUUAUGCUUACGAUGCGGUGUGGGUUUAUGCGCUGGCGUUGGACCGAUUGAUACGGGAAGAUCCUUCCUAUUUGAGCGAUCUGCAUUCGAUAAAAACCACCAAACGGCUGAUGGAGGUGAUCCGGGCGACCGACUUCCAGGGCGUUUCCGGACGGAUUAGGUUCGGUGAGGAGGGAUCGCGGUACACGAUCAUCAAUGUGCUACAGUGGAUCAACGGGACGCCGAACAUUGUGGGGCAGUUUACUCCGAACAUUUCGGAAAGCAAGUACCAGUUGCUGGGAGGUUCGCUGGCUUUGAACCAAUCGGCGAUCGUUUGGAUGACGAAGGAUGGCAGAAUUCCGGAAGAUGGAGCACUGGAUUGUUCGCUGCGUGGAUUGGCAAGGUUUUUCGGAAUGGGCUGCGACGGUACCGUGUACGUUCUUGUGGGAUUCUUGUGCGUUCUGACGAUCGCAGUCAUUUCUCUGGCUUCGUUCUGCUAUUUCCAAGUUCGAUACGAUCGUAAGAUGAAACACUCGGCGAAGUAUUUGCAAAAGUUCGGUAUUGAUUUGUUGUCACCGUCUUCGAUUCCGGUGAACACGUUGGAUAAGUGGGAGGUUCCCAAGGAUCGAGUUGUGAUCAAUCGAAGGCUUGGCGAGGGUGCUUUUGGAACUGUGUAUGGAGGAGAAGCGCAAAUCGGCGAAGAAGGUUGGACCGCUGUGGCUGUGAAGACCUUGAAAAUCGGGUCGACUACGGAAGAUAAGGUAGAUUUCCUUUCUGAAGCGGAAGCAAUGAAACGAUUUGAUCAUAAUAAUAUUGUCAAGCUGCUGGGAGUAUGUCUACAGACAGAGCCAGUGUAUACGAUCAUGGAGUUCAUGUUGUAUGGUGAUCUUAAAACGUAUCUACUUGCUCGACGACAUUUGGUCAAUAGUAAGCAAUCUGAGGAUUCGGAUAUAUCACCGAAACGGUUGACAAUGAUGGCUUUGGAUGUUUCACGUGCUUUGUCGUAUCUUGCUGAACAGAAGUAUGUGCAUCGGGACUUGGCGUGUCGUAAUUGCAUGGUGAACGCACAAAGAGUAGUUAAGCUGGGUGAUUUUGGAAUGGCGCGACCAACGUUUGAAAACGAUUACUAUCGAUUCAAUCGAAAAGGUAUGCUACCAGUGCGGUGGAUGGCACCCGAAUCACUCGCAUUAGGGAUAUUCACACCGGCAUCGGACGUUUGGUCGUACGGAGUGUUGCUUUAUGAAAUUAUCUCAUUCGGAUCGUUUCCUUAUCAGGGAAUGACAAAUAACCAAGUCCUGGAUCAUGUUAAAGAAGGUAACUGUCUGACAAUCCCCUCCAGCGUUAAACCGCAGUUGGAGGGCCUCAUGAAAGCUUGUUGGAACCAAGAUUACAAAAAGCGACCAAGUGCUUCAGAAGUUUCGGAGUUUAUAGCAAAUUACCCAAGACUCUUGUGCCCAUGUCUAGAUGUUCCAUUGGCUUCGGUACAGAUGGCGGAAACUGAUAGCGACCAAUUUGAACUUUUGCCAGGACUGCGGCGGCGUAAAGAUGAACCUACUGCAGAUUUAUUGCUGGGAACAUCGCAAAUAAAUGAUCUUAAUCAAACGACAACCGGUUACACAAAAAUGAACAUGCGAAGAGGAAUCAAUCUCAACGAUCUGAAUGUUGAUACCGAUUUCCGAAGAAAUACUCUCCCCAAUACCGAAACCAGUACCACUACUACCAAUGGAGGUGUAGCCCUGAACGUGUAUAAUCCUGUAGAGCCUCUGUUGCAACGCCCGCUGGAAGUAGCCCGAAGCAGUAGUAACAUACUCCGAUACGUACCAAUGUUCGGACUUGGCCGAAACAAAGCCCCCGUUUUGAUAACACACGACAAUGGAUCUGUCACAAUCGGCACCAGAAGCACCAGCACCAGUGUGUUAUAGCAUAGAGAAAUAGUGGAGACCACUGCCGGGAUGCCACCAAUCCACAAACCAAAGGAAUCUCCAGAGGAGUCUGAUGCGAAGUAAUGCCUAUAUACGAAUAAUGGGCUCGCACAGAUCGCACAGCGAUGUUAGUUUCUAUGUUGGGGAUAUUUUCAGGAUUUUAUUAGGAAACUAUUGAAUUGUUUUUUAUUUCUAAGAAUAAAAAUGAAUUCUAGCUAUCGAAAAUCCUUUGUACAGAAUAACACAAAUCGAACACUGCAGUACAAAAACAUGCCGUCCGAGAGGUUUGGAAAAUCGUGGAACAACGGACAGUGCAUAUUACUAAAAGUAUUUCUCACACCUCUAAAAAUGCAGCACUGCUUGUAUGACGCCACGAAUUUCCAAACUCUGCAUGCCAAAAUAGAAGAUUAGCAGUUAAAACUGAAGCCAAAUAGUGCAUAUAUGUUGAAACAAAAGCGCAUUCAAAUUCUUCAAUCAAAAUUAAUAAUAUUCUAACUAAAAAAGACAUUUCAUCUCUAUUACACUAGUUAUAAUUACGCCCAGAAACGUAAAACGAUCUGAUGAAAACGAGAUUAUAAAUACCUGUUUGACAGAAUAAAUCUAAUGUUGACCUUUAUCAGUAGGAAGAAUCCUCAAAACUAGUCGGCUACAGCCAGCGUAGCAGUUUGUAGAUCGCUCUCAAGCAUAACUCAUAGGUAACAUGUAGGUACCCAUAAUAACCAGUAAGACAACAAAUCGAGAAACUAUCAAGUUAACCAAUUAGCUAAUUAGCUUACAAACAACCGCACCAAUAUGAUCGAUAACUUAAAAAACAAGAAAUACCUCAAACGCAGCAGGAAACAGAUGACUUUUACGGAAUUUUACACACAACAACUAAGCCUCUAUGAAGCAUUUUUUCUUCUGCACGAUCAAACAAUAAAUGAUAAAUCUAAGACCAACGCAAGACUGAUUACCACCUAAGCCAGCAGCAGGCGCCACAAAAUUAUGCGUGUCAAAUGACACGCAAAAACAAUCCGGUUCUGAUAUGUUACGCGGAAUAGGUAUAUAUCAGCUAAUCAACGUUGUCAGCUCUCAGGAUUGUGCGACAUAAUAGAUCCGGAGAGCCAUUGCGGACCUGCCUUUAGAUGUUGACCUUUAUCCCACAUUUUCACAUACUUCGUCAUUGUUGUUCAUUUUUCACCCUAAGACAUUUUUGUUCUAUCUUUAGAUUUGCAACUUAUCAAUCAACUUGUUAUCCACGAUAUCUACUUGUCAAUAAAACUAUCCCCACAAUACCUUUAGCAUAUUGAUAAUAGAUUGUAGUUAUGAAAAUUAGGCAGCACGUGUGGUAACUGGUAAAUAUCGACCACAUUACCUAGUUACACAUUAAAUGAUACUACUCGAGAACCGUUUUACAAUGUAUAACAACAUAAUCGCACUUUUGCCAAUUAAAUUGCAAUAAAUUUAAUUGCAAAGUUAAGUGUGUAAUGAGUGAAGAAAACACAACCAAGUAUUCUGAAAGGCUUAUUAAGAACUUGUGAUACAGUUCGACAAAUUUUCCAAUAAAAAUCUGUAUGAUUACUGCUUUUUGGAGAAGUCAAUCGAAAAAAAAAUCAAGCAUUGCUGUUGGGAAAAAACUUUUUAGAAAUUUCCUCGGGAGAUGUAUUUUGAACAACGAAUUGAUAAAUUAUUUGUUUCAAACGAUACAUUGUGCGAUUCUUGUUGUUAUAUGGUUGUUGAUUACAGAAUUAUUAAUAGUGUAUUUCCGUUGACAGAGAAUAAACGUUUUGUGGUUUCCGCAAGUGUCAAGCACCGAAAAUUCAAGUAGCAAAGAGCCUAUAUAUUACUAUCUAUUGUUUAGGGGUAAGUUAAAAUACAAGUUGACAAAGAAUAAUAUUGAUCUAUUGAAAUUAGAUCUACAUAUUUGCUCAUCACUUUGAUGGUGUACCACCUGGGUUGAUCACGAAACGCUCAUAUUUCUCUGCAAACAGAAUGAACUACCCAAUAAUACCUACAAUAUCCCAGGGAAGGUGUGGUUUCAUAUUUUAAUUCUUUAUUAACUUCUACGUGAGUAAUGCAUGCAUAACAGUGAGCCUCAACCAGCAAUCAGAUAUAGAUAGACUAUAGAUUUUCCUAUACACAUAGCGAAAUGUAUUAAAAUCCAUCUAGGUAUCUGGGAACAGGAUGGAAUUAUGGAAAGCAUUUUAAAGUAGUAUGACCGUUAGGAUGAUGGAAUAUUCAUUUACAUAGAAUAAUCUCACUAUUUAAUUUAUAUCGUAGAAAUUUAGGCAAUUUGUAUCAAACCGUUUGUAUGCAGUUAAAAAGUAAUGUACACGAUUAUAAAUAUCAGAGUUGAAUUUGCUGAA
Aedes albopictus (Asian tiger mosquito) is the source of this 7715-nucleotide messenger RNA. RefSeq lists its product as uncharacterized. Gene Ontology annotation, cellular component: plasma membrane; signaling receptor complex. The coding region runs from base 1255 to 5370 and encodes 1371 amino acids. The transcript is spliced from 7 exons. NCBI's taxonomy places the organism in Eukaryota, Metazoa, Arthropoda, Insecta, Diptera, Culicidae. Gene Ontology annotation, molecular function: ATP binding; transmembrane receptor protein tyrosine kinase activity. The record is from RefSeq and is a predicted model, not a curated record. Gene Ontology annotation, biological process: positive regulation of kinase activity; cell surface receptor protein tyrosine kinase signaling pathway; multicellular organism development.